AGUCGAUUCGGUUCCCUGUAAUUUCCUGUAAGUUCUUCCCUUUUUAAUAUAUUGGAGUGGCAUGUUACCACUACAGAUACUACCUCAGCCUUGCCAGAGGGAGAAGAAGAUCACAUUCAGACUCAAGACACAGGCGUGCGAGGCAAACGCAAACGGCACGUCAACAGCCGCGUCCGAGGGCCAGAGUGGGUCUAGAUGUGUGGCGUACCAUACGUGUACGUGUGUAUACCGUACACGUAUGAGGCAGUAUUACGUAUUCUGAAUUGGGUGAGUUGUAUUUGAACCAGCCUGGACAGUGAGAAGGGUAUCGAAGAAGAAAAACCUAAACUAAAUUCCUCACCUUCUCUCUCUCGUGUUCCUCUCCUUCCUCUGUCUCUCCCCUUCCUCCAGUAUCCCCUAACAAUUGGUAUCAAAUUCCGUCGUUCCUCGGCUUCUAUCCAUGGCUCACUCUCCUUCGACUACUACCCCAGAUGCUGCACUCACGCUUGCGUUGGAGCAUCAGACCCGGGCGCUGCUUACCGAACUGGAUAAGCGGUUCCAGUCCUUCGACACCAAGUGGGAAUCUCGGGUCGGCGCCUUGGAAUCCCAGGCGAUCGAUUCCGAUCGACGCAUCGUGACUCUCCGCGCCGACAUCGAAGCUCAUCUGACGGAAUCCGAUGUCAACACGGAUUCCCGUCUCCGUCAGAUCGAAGAGGAUGCGGGUGCCCGCGUCGCGUGCUUGGAAUCUGCCGUCCAGGUGUUCGAUUCCUGGCGCCCCCGAGUGGAUUCCUCCAUCGCGCAUCUGCAAGCAUCGCUGGAGCAUGUUCACACGUCCCUCGCUGCCAUGGACCAACCUGGCGGCUUCGGCACGCGCGGCAUUCUCGGUGCUUAUGGAUCGGCACCAGCCAGACCACCUGGAUCUGCUGGUCAUGCUGAUGGCCCCAACUUUGGGCACCGCUUCGACAACCCUCUCUGGGAUAGUGGAUAUCGGUAUCCACCUACCGAUUUCCACUACCCGGUCACGGGUACGUGGAAUCACCACACUCCUACUCCAUUUUCGUUUGCUCACACUGGGAAUUAUCAUGGGGAGGAUAUGGAUACACGCCGUGCCUUGCAUCACCAUAUUAGUGGUCUGCCCAAAAUCAAUUUCCCUGUGUUUGAUGGAACUUGUCCCAAGUUAUGGCAGAAGAAAUGUGAAAACUAUUUUGAGAUGUAUGCCACAGAGGAAGUUGCCUGGGUUAAGGUCGCAACCAUGCAUUUCAAUGGGGUGGCAAAUCGUUGGCUGCAGUCUAUAGAACCACGUUUAGCAUCCUUUUCAUGGCAUCAAUUUUGUCAAGCAGUGCAUGACCGCUUUGGUAGAGAGCAGCAUGAAUUAGUUAUUCGUAAACUGUUUCACAUUCGCCAAACUUCCUCAGUUCAGGAUUAUGUUGAUAGGUUUUGUGAACUGAUUGAUUUGCUAGUUACAUAUGAGCACACCACAGACCCCCUGUAUUAUACUAUGAGAUUCAUAGAUGGACUUCGUGAUGGCAUUAAAGCUGUUAUUCUUGUACAACGUCCUCGCGAUCUGGAUACUGCUUGUGCUCUGGCCUUAUUGCAGGAAGAGGCGGAGUCAUCGCGUCGGCGUGAUCACCCACGCUUGGAGGGUUCUCAUUCUUUCCGGUCAUUCAUGAAGCACCCAUCAGCCACCACUUUUCCUGACAAAAAUUCUCCGGGGAUUGGAGCAGAUCAAGCUAAAGUUUCUACUCCUUCAUCGUCUUCAGCAGAGAGUAAAGUCGCCUCUCUUCGUGCAUAUCGCCGCGCACGCGGCCUCUGUCAGUUUUGUGCUGAGAAGUGGGUUAAAGGGCACAAAUGUUCUGCUACUGUCCAGUUGCACGUAAUGCAAGAAUUGUGGGAUAUGGUAUUACCUGACAAGGAUGAGUCUGAUGGGGAGUUUCAAGAUUCAGCUGAGCAAUUCCUCAUGGCAAUAUCUAAGGAGGCCACAGUUGUUCCUGCCAAUUCUAAAGCUUUUCGGCUUCGUGGCAGUAUACAAGGUGUUGACAUGCUAAUUCUAUUGGACUGUGGAAGUACUCACUGUUUUCUGGAUAAUUCUUAUAGUACUAAGCUAUCAGGAGUUGUUGCUAUGGAACAAGCAUUAACAGUCAAGGUGGCCAAUGGCGAGCUGCUCUAUUGUAACACUCAACUUCCUGAUGCAUCGUGGACCAUGCACGGACUUACAUUUACCUCUACAUUCAAGCUGGUGCCACUUCCCUUCUAUGAUAUGAUCUUGGGCAUGGACUGGUUAGAGCAAUUCAGCCCCAUGUUUGUUGAUUGGAAACAUAAAUGACUGACAAUUCAGUACGGGGACAGACCUAUUGUGCUGCAAGGUGUGCCUCCAUCACUGCCUUCUGGAUCUAUUGUCCAAGUCUACCCGGUGUUAGAACAUCAGUCUAAUAUGCCUCAGUUGUGCUCAUUGGAAGAAUUAUCCCUACCAGCACCAGUCCUACAACUGUUGCAGCAAUAUGCUUCCGUCUUUGAUCCACCUACAUCCUUACCACCAAGCAGAUUCUGUGAUCACUCUAUUCCAUUGGUGGAUGGUGCUCGACCGGUAAACAUCAGACCUUAUCGGUUGUCCCCUGCAAUGAAAGAUGAGGUCGAAGCCCAAAUUUCAGAAAUGUUGAAUACUGGCCUAAUUCAGCAUAGCACUAGUUCAUUUUCUUCCCCAGUGCUUUUAGUUAAAAAGAAAGAUGCUUCUUGGCGAUUUUGUAUUGAUUACCGACAUCUUAAUGCUCUCACGGUCAAGGCUAAAUAUCCGGUGCCCAUCAUUGAUGAAUUGCUAGAUGAACAUUUUGGUGCUGCUUGGUUCACUAUUUUGGAUCUUCGCGCUGGAUUCCAUCAGAUCUUGAUGAAAGAGGGUGAUGAAUAUAAAACAGCUUUCCAAACUCAUGUGGGUCACUUUGAAUUUCGAGUGAUGCCCUUCGGAUUGACUGGAGCACCUGGCACCUUUCAGUGCGCAAUGAACAAUACCUUGGCUCCCCUUCUACGCAAGUGUGCAUUAGUUUUCUUCGAUGACAUUUUGGUUUACAGUCCUACCAUGGAAGACCACUUGAACCACCUGCACCAAGUAUUCCAACUUCUGGACCGUGAACAGUGGAAGGUAAAACUCUCUAAGUGCUCGUUUGCUCAACGCAAGGUAGCUUAUUUGGGUCAUGUGGUCAGUGCUGAGGGGGUAGCCACAGAUCCACUGAAAAUCAACGCUAUAACGCAGUGGCCUGUGCCCAAUUCGGUCAAAGAAUUGCGCAGUUUUCUUGGGCUUGCCGGUUAUUAUAGGAAGUUUAUCAAACACUUUGGGGUCAUUUGCCAACCUUUGACAGCUUUGCUUAAAAAAGGGGUAUUAUUUGUUUGGACCGAUGCACAUACCACGACUUUUCAAACACUGAAACAAGCCCUUGCUGCUGCUCCUGUCCUCGCAUUACCAGAUUUUUCAACUUCCUUUGUGGUGGAAACUGAUGCUAGUGAUUCUGGCAUUGGCGCUGUGUUAAUGCAAAAAGGACACCCCUUAGCAUUUCUCAGCAAGUCAUUGGGCCCCAAGUCGCGUGGUUUAUCCACUUAUGAAAAAGAGUACAUGGCACUCAUUGUAGCGGUUCAACAUUGGAGAGCUUAUCUUCAACACGCUGAAUUCAUUAUUGUCACUGAUCACAAAAGUCUCUCCCAACUUAACGAACAACGCCUUCAUACACCCUGGCAGCAUAAGGUCUUUACGAAACUCUUGGGGCUACAAUAUAAAAUCCAUUACAGAUCCGGUUCUGAAAAUCGAGUGGCUGAUGCACUAUCCAGAUGUGCUCAAUCUUCUAUCCAGGCUAUAUCAGUUGUGGUUCCCCAAUGGUUGCAGGAUGUGCAAUCCAGCUAUGCCAGUGAUUCUGCAACACAGUCUAUGCUCACUAAGCUGUCUGUGGACCCUAAUGCAGUCCCUCAUUUUGUUUUGGACAAUGGACUCUUGCGUUACAAAGGACGUGUGUGGAUUGGUGAUGAUGCACAGCUUCAUACUCGUAUUGUAACUGCUCUUCACUGUUCGGCGGUGGGUGGACAUUCAGGUAUCCCGGUUACUUACAGCCGCAUCAAACAACUGUUCGCUUGGAAAAAUAUGAAACAAUUCAUUCAUACUUUCAUUCAGCAGUGCCAAAUCUGUCUUCAGGCUAAACCGGACCGAACAGCAUACCCUGGAAAAUUACAACCAUUACCAGUUCCAGAAGUAGCUUGGGAUACUAUCUCAUUAGACUUUAUUGAAGGCUUGCCGAGGUCUAGUACUGCUGAUUGUAUUCUCGUUGUUGUGGACAAAUUCACAAAGUAUGGCCACUUUAUUCCUUUGUCCCACCCCUAUACAGCACUGACGGUGGCUCAAUGCUUCAUGACUGAGGUAUAUCGCUUACAUGGACUUCCAUCAGCAAUCAUUUCAGAUCGUGAUCCAAUCUUUACAAGCCAGUUUUGGCGUCAUCUGUUCCGACUGACUGGCACUGAUCUGAAGCUCAGCUCUUCCUACCACCCUCAAACGGACGGCCAGACAGAACGCGUUAACCAAUGCCUUGAGACAUAUCUGCGCUGUUUCGUGAAUGCUUGCCCAAAGAAGUGGAAGUCUUGGUUGCCUACUGCAGAGUUUUGGUAUAAUACCAGUCAUCAUUCAGCACUCAAUUGUUCACCCUUUGAGGUUCUUUAUGGUCGUCGACCACGCUCACUUGGCUUGACAGUUGAUGCCACAACACCAUCUGAUUUAUCUGAUUGGUUGCAUGAGCGCCAUACUAUGCAGAACCUGGUCCGUCAGCACCUGCUUCGUGCCCAAGAUCGCAUGAAACGUCAAGCUGAUAAGAAAAGAUUCUUCAAUCACGUGGCAUUACUAAAGGUAAUAGAUUGGUGCAAUAGGUUUUGGUGGAGUGGUCCGGUUUACCUCGUGAUCUGGCAACUUGGGAAGACCGCGAAGCCUUGCGCCAAUGUUUUCCAAUGGCACCCGCUUGGGGUCAAGCGAAUUUUCAAGGGGAGGGGAAUGUUACCACUACAGAUACUACCUCAGCCUUGCCAGAGGGAGAAGAAGAUCACAUUCAGACUCAAGACACAGGCGUGCGAGGCAAACGCAAACGGCACGUCAACAGCCGCGUCCGAGGGCCAGAGUGGGUCUAGAUGUGUGGCGUACCAUACGUGUACGUGUGUAUACCGUACACGUAUGAGGCAGUAUUACGUAUUCUGAAUUGGGUGAGUUGUAUUUGAACCAGCCUGGACAGUGAGAAGGAUAUCGAAGA
Messenger RNA from Zea mays, 5246 nucleotides. RefSeq lists its product as uncharacterized. NCBI's taxonomy places the organism in Eukaryota, Viridiplantae, Streptophyta, Magnoliopsida, Poales, Poaceae. Bases 440 to 2302 code for a protein of 620 amino acids. The record is from RefSeq and is a predicted model, not a curated record. The transcript has 2 exons.